AUGAUCAGACAUUUGUCCUCUCGUUUGCCUAAUGUUGCAGUGCGGUACAAAAGGAAUUUAUCGCCAUUGUACUCUCCUCUCUACCAAUUCCAUAUAAACAGCUAUCAAAACAGUCUGACCCCAGAAACCAUUUAUGAGAAACUUUUCAACGUUUUGAAACAUACCCAAACUCGUGAUUUGACCUUCAACUUCAAGCAGAUUACCAAUAAAUUUAGCCCUCCGUUCUACACACUUUUAGUCCAAAGAUGCUUCUCAGAAAGCAUAAUCACAAAAAACUUGCACAAGAUUUUCUUUUCAUUUCCACCAGCCCAAGUCCAGAUUUCCGAAUCAGCGAAAGUCAAAAAGAACCACAAUAACAUCCAAGGAACCAAAAACUCCAUAUUACAGCUAUAUAGAGAAUUGAAUUACGAGAAAAAUGGAGAGUUUUUUGAAAAGGAAGAAACUCUAAUGAGAGACCUCAAUAAUGUUUUUUCAAAGAGUGAGCCAGCUGUUGAUGAAUUGAUUGUCGCAAUAGUGUCAGGAAAACAAUACUCGGAAUUAAACAAGUCCACCCUAGAGAUCACUUGUCAAAAUGCUUUCUUUUCCGCAGAAAUGAACAUGAGUACAAGUACACACCAUACUAAUAUGUGA
Molecule: messenger RNA, 630 nt
Organism: Saccharomycopsis crataegensis
Lineage: Eukaryota; Fungi; Ascomycota; Saccharomycetes; Ascoideales; Saccharomycopsidaceae
Exons: 1
Coding region: 1-630 (209 amino acids)
Source: RefSeq, a predicted model, not a curated record